This is a messenger RNA of Vicia villosa (hairy vetch), 815 nucleotides long. Its product is annotated as extensin-like. The record is from RefSeq and is a predicted model, not a curated record. Bases 166 to 600 code for a protein of 144 amino acids. The transcript has a single exon. NCBI's taxonomy places the organism in Eukaryota, Viridiplantae, Streptophyta, Magnoliopsida, Fabales, Fabaceae.
AAGCUCAUUUUACCAUUUUAAUUUACCUAUAUUUUAAUUACUUUCCAUGCACCAAACGUAACAAACUCUUCACCUCUCCCACUCUUUAUUCCCACCCCAAUAUUCUCCAAAUCCUUUCAUCUCAUUCUCACACAAACCAUAAUUCUCACACAAACAAACAACAUCAUGUUAAUCAAACAACAUCAAAUCAAACUACCAAUGAUCCUAAACGCAAUCCUUAUGUUUUUCUACAUCACUCUUUCACUGAUCAACACCGUUGAAUCAAGAAAACUUGACGAGACAGCAACAGUGCCUACACCAAACAAUACUGAUGUAAAGUGUGCACCAUCAUGUGGUGGCUACGCUCCACCACCGCCUCCGCCUCCACAAAACUGUCCUCCACCACCCUCACCACCACCGCCGUCUCCAAAGAAACCACCCUCAUCACAAAACUGUCCCCCACCACCCUCACCGUCUUCCUACAUAUACAUAACCGGUCCUCCGGGGAACUUGUAUCCCAUCGAUGAGAAUUUCAGCGGAGUCAACCACCGCCACCACCGGAGUCUCGCCGUUAUAUUGUUGUCACUCGCGGUUGCUUGUUUGGGCGUGAUUUCUAUUUAGCGACCAUACACGGUGGAAGGAUUUUUAUGGUUUCUAAUUUUCUAUAGUUAUAAUUAGUUAAGAGUAUCGAAAUUUUACAGAAGGUAACAUGAAAAUUCUGUAUUCAGUGAUUAGUGUUUGACACGUUAUGUUCUGUUUCUGUUUUCUAUGUUAUGUAAUCACAAUUUGUUUCAUAUUAACAAUUUAAGAUUAAAGUGCUGUGUAAUUUUCUGAUA